AUGAAUAGAGGCAACACCAGCAUCACCACCACAAAAUCAACACCAGCAAACACCAGAGUAUCGCGAUCAACACCAACACCACCAACCACCAACACCCUCAAAACACCAGGAGUAACGCAAUCAACACCGAGAAUAGAGCCAACACCACCAGCGCCACCACCAACACCCUCAAACGUAACGCGAUCACCGCCAAGAGCGGAAGCAACACCACCAACACCCUCAAACACCAGGCGUAACGCAAUCAACACCGAGAUAGAGCCAACACCACCAGCGCCACCACCAACACCCUCAAACGUAACGCGAUCACCGCCAAGAGCGGAAGCAACACCACCAACACCCUCAAACACCAGGCGUAACGCAAUCAACACCGAGAAUAGAGCCAACACCACCAGCGCCACCACCAACACCCUCAAACGUAACGCGAUCACCACCAAGAGCGGAAGCAACACCACCAACACCCUCAAACACCAGGCGUAA
Molecule: messenger RNA, 477 nt
Organism: Penaeus vannamei (Pacific white shrimp)
Lineage: Eukaryota; Metazoa; Arthropoda; Malacostraca; Decapoda; Penaeidae
Source: RefSeq, a predicted model, not a curated record